CUUUUGAUAAACGUCAUUAAAAUGGCUUCUGCCACUGAUGCAGGAGAGACUUUGCGCUCAACAUUUGGAAAGGAAAAUUUUCAGCGUUUAACCCGACUUUUGAUGUGUGGAGGUGUCAGGCUCCUACGGGAAAUAUUUGACACCAUUCAUUUGCCAAAAGACCUUCCAUUAAAGCUCGGCGACCCUGCGAUACGGUCACAGCUGAACAAAGCAAAGCUUUCCACGGCAGAGAGGAGCUGCCUCUAUCCGUCCCCUGGUACCUUUGGAAAGUCAACCGAUUUUGACAUUACUUUGACUUUUAGAUUGUUAAGAACGAUAUGCAAUCUUACAACUCCUGUCACCGGAUGGGACAGUUUGCCAGUUACCUCAGACCUUAGUCUUGAGGCAGAUCUUGCGCGGAUAAAAUUCUACCGUAAUUCCAUAUACGGCCACAACCAGAAAAUGGAAAUCUCGGACUCCGAGUUUUGUUAUCUAUGGAAGGAGGUUAGUGAGGCUCUCCUGAGAAUCGCUGGAAACCUCGGCCCCUUGAAGACAGAUGAAUGGGAAAAGUCUAUCGGUAGACUGCUAACUGACCCCCUGACUCCAGAGGCACAAAGUUGCGUCGAAGAACUUGAAUUGUGGUACAAGAAAGACAUGGAUGUUAAAGGCUCAGUUGAGCAUCUGAAAGAUCAACUCCAACAAGUAAAGAUAGAUGUCAAAGAUCAGUUUCAGAAAUUUAAUGAAAAGUUAGACUCUAUUCUAAUUACCUUCGAGCUGGAGAGAUUUUCUCGCAGAGAGCAACACUUAGCCCAUUUCCACUCGGGCCCCGGAUCUACAGGUAUGACCCCGCUGUCCGUAGAAGAGCAGCGACCACAAUCUCCGGUUGCCGAAGCAACAUCUGGAGGAAAUCAAUGAAAUGGCCAGAAUCCAUCAGAAGCCUCUGACAUCUGGAAAGUCAUUCUGUCAUUUAAAGAAUCCUUUACGCUGCUUCUGGAAUACUUAUCGAAGCAGCUUAAGCUCCGCAUACUGCAUUACGGUACCGGAAGUUUGUGCAUAACCACUGCUUGCAGUUCACUGGAAAUUCUUGAGGGAUUAUGGAAAGACUAUUCUAGCGGCCACCUGAAUAAGGUUGCCGAGGAGAUACUUUUUACCUCAGAAGUUUUAGAAAGGCUCUCUCUGAGUGAAGUGAAACUGAGAACUGUAAUCAGGGAGGAGGACUACCAUAAACACAAACAGUUUCUCGUGGACG
Molecule: messenger RNA, 1228 nt
Organism: Stylophora pistillata
Lineage: Eukaryota; Metazoa; Cnidaria; Anthozoa; Scleractinia; Pocilloporidae
Biological process (GO): necroptotic signaling pathway; protein phosphorylation
Molecular function (GO): ATP binding; protein kinase activity
Source: RefSeq, a predicted model, not a curated record